Molecule: messenger RNA, 1755 nt
Organism: Gigantopelta aegis
Lineage: Eukaryota; Metazoa; Mollusca; Gastropoda; Neomphalida; Peltospiridae
Product: polycystic kidney disease protein 1-like 3
Exons: 3
Coding region: 1-1755 (584 amino acids)
Source: RefSeq, a predicted model, not a curated record
AUGACCAAAACCACCACCACCACAACCCUCCUCCCCAACAUCUCUGUGACCAAAACCACCACCACCACCACAAUCAUCAUCCUCAACAUCACUGUGACCAAAAUAAUCACAACCACCACCACAAUCAUCAUCCUCAACAUCAUUGUGACCAAAUCAGCCAUCACUACCACCACCACCACCACAAUCAUCCUCCUCGACAUCACUGUGACCAAAAUAAUUACCAUCACAAUCAUCAUCCUCUACAUCACUGUGACCAAAACCAUCACAACCACCACCACAAUCCUCCUUCCCAACAUCACAGUGACCACCGCCACAAUCCUCCUUCCAACAUCACAGUCACCACCACCACCACAAUCCUCCUCCUCAACAUCACUUCACCACCACCGCCACAAUCAACCUUCCCAACAUCACAGUCACCACCAAUCAAUCAUCCUCCCAACAUCACAGUCACCACCAAUCACAUCCUCCUUCCCAACAUCACAGUCACCACCACCGCCACAAUCAUCCUUCCCAACAUCACAGUCACCACCACCACCACAAUCCUCCUUCCCAACAUCACAACACCACCACCACAAUCAUCAUUCCCAACAUCACAGUCACCAAAACAAUCACAACCACCAUCCACAAUCCCAACAUCCUCAACAACAUCACCGCCACAAUCCUCCUUCCCACAUCACAAUCACCACCACCGCCACAAUCCUCCUUCCACCAUCUGCAAUCACCACCCCACAAUCACUGUUCCCAACAUCACAGUCACCACCACCACAAUCCUCCUUCCUUGACAUCACAGUGACCAAACCACAAUCCUCCUUCCCAACAUCACAGUCACCACCGCCACAAUCCUCCUUCCCAACGUCACAGUCACCACCACCGCCACAAUCCUCCUUCCCAACAUCACAGUCACCACCGCCACAAUCCUCCUUCCCAACAUCACAAUCACCACCACCACCACAAUCCUCCUUCAACAUCACACUCAAUCACCACCGCCACAAUCGACAUCACAGUGACCAAACAAUCCUCCUUCCCAACAUCACAGUCACCACCACCGCCACAAUCCUCCUUCCCAACAUCACAGUCACCACCACCACAAUCCUCCUUCCCAACAUCACAGUCACCACCACCGCCACAAUCCUCCUUCCCAACAUCACAGUCACCACCGCCACAAUCCUCCUUCCCAACAUCACAGUCACCACCACCGCCACAAUCCUCCUUCCCAACAUCACACUCACCACCACCGCCACAAUCCUCCUUCCCAACAUCACAGUCACCACCACCACAAUCCUCCUUCCCAACAUCACAAAUCACCACCACCACCACAAUCCUCCUCCCAUCCUCAACAUCACAAUCCUGACCAAAUCACAAUCACCACCACCGCCACAAUCCUCCUUCCCAACAUCACAGUCACCACCGCCACAAUCAUCCUUCCCAACAUCACAGUCACCACCACCACAAUCCUCCUUCCCAACAUCACAACCACCACCACCACAAUCCUCCUUCCCAACAUCACACUCACCACCACUGUCCUCCUUCCCAACAUCACAAUUACCACCACACAUCAUCCUUCCCAACAUCACAGUCACCACCAAACAAUCCUCCAUCCCAACAUCACAAUCACCACCACCGCCACAAUCCUCCUUCCCAACAUCACAAUCACCACCACCACCACAAUCCUCCUUCCCAACAUCACAUCACCACCACCACCACAAUCCUCAUUCCCAACAUCACAAUCCUCCACCACUGACACAAUCACCUUGA